AUAAUAAAUAAUAAUAAUAAAGUCAUUAUCAUAGUUAAAGCAUUGUGAAAUCUGUGCUCAGACUGAAUAAAAGGAGCCUGCCUCUUUAAGAAGCUCUACCUGCGCUUGGAUUCCAUAGCAGCGAGCGACAAGCACGCCCGCACCCGCUGUCACUCAAAACGACUGGGGAGAAACUUCUCAAACAAUUAAAGAGAAGCAGAGCCGGGUUUGAUUAAACAAACAAACAAACAAACAAACAAACAACUGUGUGACAUUUCACAAGAUGGAACCACACGUGCUAAACAAGGUUUUAUACUGAGCAGCAGAAGGCAGUUAGCCUCCCGUUCACACUCAAGGGCCGGGGCAGACCUCGCGAUGCUGGAUAAAUCGCCAGCAGGACAGGGCGGGGGCUGGGGCGGGGGCGGGGGCAGCCAUUUCAACGGUUUCUACAUUGAGCUGCGCAAGAAAUACCCCAGCGCCUUCCCCCUGGCAGGAGAAGUCGACAAAGUCAAGCUCGCUGCCUCCCAAAAGCUGCCCAGCUUGGGGCCUCGGACGAUCCUAAAGCCUGAGGCCUUUCCUGACAACCUAGCCCAGAAUACAGCGCUCCUAGGCAGUCGGGCCAGCCACGCUUUCCUUCUCAAGGUGGAGAACGAGAGGAGCAAGCAGAGGAGCAGUGCGGAGAAGAGGCCGUCAAGCGGCAGGCCUCUUAUCGUCAAGGGAAACCAAGUUGUGGUGCCUGCGGUCAGAGAGCAAGUCCCGAUCCCAGCAAAGCAACUGAGGCUGCCGUCCCUAAGCAAUCAGAUCGAGCAGAACCGAGCCGCGCUCAGAAACCGUCUCAACAACUGGGUCCCUCCCAGAGCCCUGCGUUCCGGAGGUGGUCCUGUGCUGCAAAGCCAGAGCUCGCCAGGAGGGGGCGGCAUUGAGCACCCCCAAACAGCCUCCAGUGGCUGGAAUUCCUUCAGCGAGCGCUCGGAAGACGCGGGGUCUGGCAGCGAGGUCAGGCCACCGACUCUCUCCCCAUGCCCGAGGGCGCUGAGCUCCGUGACGGCUGAGCUGCUACUCCCCAACAAACCCAAACUGGAGCUCCGCGCCGGGCCUGCAAAAAGCAGACUCUCGGUGUCAGACAGCGACGGUGAUUCGGGAAUUUCACUGGGCUUCCUGGCUUUCAGGCCCAAAGACCCCUUCACCCUCAAGCCCCCGCCCUGCCUCGCCCCCCGCAGUGGGAGAUUAGCCAAUCAGAGACAGCCCAGAUCGGGACCGCUGAAAGCAGACCACAACAUCCCCAUCCUGUCCUGCAACAGCAGCCUAGGGGAGCCUGAGCAGAGACGACUAAGCCUGCCCACUCCAGCGCUGCCCAGCCUACUACAGAAGAGAGGCCCCUCCCCCUGUAGGAGCCCCGCCCACUUCAGAGGCCCCACCCCUUCUACUGGCUCCUCCGCAUUCCGAGGCUCCACCCCCUCCCGAGUACGCUUCCAGGACGAGUCCCCAGUGGAAGUGGAGUCCCGCUACCAGGAACGGCUGCUGCUGAGCAGGGGGGCGGGAGGGAAGGGCUGGGCAGCACCAGCGGGUAACAGCAGCACCAGUCUGGAGAAACCUCCUACAGGAGCCACCACUGUCCCAGAGAGCGUGGAGCUCAGGCGGGAGCGAGAUCCUAAAAGCCAAGUAGCCAGGGAAGAGGACAGUGCAGGGGCAGAUAAGGGAGGGGGUCCGGGGGACCCCUCCUCCAGCAGGCAGGACGGUCAACAGGACCUCCCGGACCAGAGCAGAUCUGAUAUGGGGAGGGAAGCUGAAGGUGGAAGUUCUACCAAGGAGAACAGCUGCCCUGGGAAGAAGGCAGCAGAUCCAGAGAGAGUUAGCCUAAAGGUCUCUUCAUCUACGGAUUGGGACGUGGAGCAAGCAGAGGUCUCCCGGCGUCUUCCCCAACCUGGAAUCCCCAGCCCGGGACCAGCAGGGGACAGAAGCCCUCUGAGAGGGGGAGGUAGGGAGGCUCCGGGGUUCGGUGGGAUGUUGAAUCAACCCAGUCUACAGCGCACCACGAGGCUGUCAGGGUGCCGGUCGCUCGACUGCCACCAGCAGGGAGUCAUCACCUGCCAGUGCUGCACUCAGCCGUCACCAGAGAAAGCACAGCGGACCAAGAACAACACAGCCCCAUGCUCGGCAGCGAGGGAAGCCCCCGACCUCCUCCGGCUGUACACCAGGGUGAAGAGGACUCUGAAAGCCCGGGUGAAGCGAAUGCAGGGGCCGAAGAACAGCAACGAGGAGGCCUCGCCCUUCGACUACAUCGACCACACCCAGAGAGGCGGGGCCGUGGAGAGCAGCUCCAAUCAGUGCUCUGCACAGAGUAAGAAGGAGCGGCUGUACGCCGUGACCGAAGGAGCGCCCCCUGCUGUUCAGUGAGUAGUUCAGUGUGGAACCCGAACCCUUUUCUGUGCCUCUAACGGCGCUCCACCACCUUUCUGUGUUCUGCACUGUCCCUGCUGGGCGAAGGGUUCAUUUCAGUUUAAAACCCAGAUGAAAAUCUUGCAAAAGUGAUGUUUGCUACACUUUGCAAGACUGAGACUUCUUGAAGACGUCAGCGUGUUGAGAUAGACUGAGUAGCAGCCGUUUUCAUUCUGGACAGUAAAAGAACUGCAGCUGCAUUCCAAAUUAACAAGCUGCAGAACUGACCUACAGAGAGCCUCCUGUGAAAACCCUUUACUGAAACGGCCUGUAAACAGGACGAUGCAGCUUUGACCUACCUCAGAAUGGGACCCCUGACCUUCCUUCCACUGUGCCCCUGGAUCUCUGUACCCUCUGCUUCCCAGCCCCGUUGCCAGGCAACCCUCGCAGGGCUGCAGCGUGUCUGUCCGCGCGGACGUGCCUGGGCGGCUAUGCGGGAUUGGAAUCUCAAUGCCAGUUUGCAGAGUGUCAGGGGGAAAGGUAGAGGGGCUGGCUGGAUUCCUCCUGGACUGACUCCUCCUCCUCCCAGCAGCAGAUUCAGAGUCUCCUGCUGCACACAGUCCUUCACGAUCAGAACCGCUUCGUUUCUUAUUGGAAUUCUGUUCAUGCGCACAGGCAGAAUUGCAAUAUAAGGUUAGCUCAGGAAGCCUCUUUUCUAGGUGUGUCAAGAUGCAACUGUGUGUAGUGGAAUCAUCUGUCUCUCUCUCUCUCUCACUAUUCACUAUUGAAAACAAAGAAAACGGCAAUAUUUUUUUGCGCACUGAAACUGAAUCACAUUAAACACUUUUGCAGGGAAUACGUUCCUGCAAUACUUUCUCAUCGCCGCUAAGUAAUACAAAGUACCAAUUUCUGAAGUCACUGUAAUGUAGCGGGUCUACCACAAGGUGGCAGUGUUGUGCUGUUGAUGGUAGUCCGAGGAGCGCACCAUCACGGCAGCUUUUCAUUGCAGAGCCGCUAGCGAGCUGGAUCUGGUGUCUGUUUUUCGUGUGUGCCUUUAUACAGCAGGUGCUAUAAAGCUAACCAAGAGACCGCGCAAGAAGCGCUUAUACACGUUGCACUGCUGCAGUUUGCAGUGUAACUGCGCGUUUCACGACCCUGCGGAACAUAAUGAUAAACGCGUUGCACACGACGUCACCCCUCCUACAAAUUCACAUCCUAACCAAAAAGCCGGAUUAAACACAACAAAAUAGCCUGUUUCCAUAAUGUCACAAUAUUCAUUAAAUCACUACCGGUUUAUUUAUUUUAUUUUUCAUUUUGUUCGUGUAUAUUAAAACUCUUAUUAAUCUUAUUAAACUCAUAUUAAUCGUAUUAAACUCUUAUUAAUCUCUGAAAUCCAGGCGCUGUAGCUAAAAAUAACUGUCUCAGAAUAGGUCGAGGCGAAAACGGUCUCUUUUUCACAGGGCAGUUUUGUUUUGGGUAACUUCGCGCAUACUGGCUGUGUCGAGAGCAUUUAGACUCCAGUCGAUAGCGAGUCAGUCAGCAGGCUUGGUUCGGGUCAGCUCGGAUACUGCAAUCCGGGUUCAGUGGCUGAAGCACAAAAGAGUCUUAUACUCCAUCUAGUGGAUUACUGCGGUAUUGCAAGCGCUGUUUUCAGUUGCGCGGCUUGCAUUCCACUCGUGGUGCACCAACAAGCACGCUGCCUGCCUCCCAGCACAACACUACAGGAGGAAAGAUCCCUCCCGCUGGAAGUGAUGGGUGCCCUCCCUGGGAAUACUGCCAGCAAAAAAAAACUGCAUGAAAUUGAGAAAAAAAUGGAAUCUUCCAGUUUAAUAUAUAUAUUUUGUUGGUAAUAAUGUGAAGCAAGGAUAUAUGCAUGGCAGGUUAUUGAAAGAAAAUUAAAUUGCAGGUUAUGAUGUGUUUUUCAAGACACGCCACAAUUAAUAUCCCACUGCUAAACAAAACUGAACCAUGUGCUUCCCUUUGCAAUAACAAUGCAAAUCUGCCUAAAGUAACACCCACAAAAAAAUAUUCUUAAAGCAAUGGGCUACAGAGCAAUACAUAACUGUCCUGCUUUGAACCAAAGCCUCAUAUUCAAGGAGGAAUAAAUCAGCGCGGAGGAGCUGCACAGACGAGUAACUGAGCAGCUGCUAGUCAGUUUGUGAUGCCUCCUCCUCUUUGACAGCGUGCUCCCUGCUGCUCUGUAAAGACAGACCUGCUUCUAAUGUAAAAGCAGCCCACAGUAAAAGCACAGUGUAAAACACACAGAGGCAUGCUGAGAGCCUCCUGUGAGUAAGUCCUGGUUCUGCUGCUGUCUCACUGUCUGCUGUCACAUUGUUUUACUGCUGCUGUUACCGGCGUGGAGGCCUGGGCUGGGAGGGCCCUGGACGCACUCUCCCUGAUCAUUCUUGGGCCGGGAGAGCCCUGCACGCACGCCCCCUGAUCAGUCCUGGGCUGGGCGUGCCCUGCACGCACUCUCCCUGAUCAGUCCUGGGCUGGGAGAGCCCUGCACGCACUCUCCCUGAUCAGUCCUGGGCUGGGAGAGCCCUGCACGCACGCUACCUGAUCAGUCCUGGGCUGCUGGGAGAGCCCUGCACGCACGCUCCCUGAUCAGUCCUGGGCUGCUGGGAGGGCCCUGUACACACGCUCCCUGAUCAGUCCUGGGCUGUUUGUUCCUCCGCAGAGCAGGGACCCAAAGGAGCGAAACAAACAAGGAAUAAACGACCGGCCGUGCAAGAAGAGGUGUUGGUGAAAAGGUUUUGUCUGUGUGUCCGUUAGCUUGCUAGCUUCCUUCAAUCAUUCUUUUCCUUCAUUCUUCACUUCUACCUACCGAUCCUGAGUGUCGAAGUGGACGCGCUCUCAGUUUUAAAGUACUGUGCUCGUCAGGGCACAGCGAAUCCUGUAAUAGCAUUCUACUGUAAUGUAUUAUACAGCACCUACAUGAUAUAGGAACAUGAAUCAGGGCACAUUUUAUUUAAAAAAUAUGACUUAUGGGGUGUAAUUUGGGGAUUGCGUGCAGACUAUAUAGUUUUUAAUGAAAUAUAAUAAUCUGCAUACAUUUCAAACUCUUAUUUGUUACAACUAUAUCUAGACAGCAGUUUAAACAUACAUCUAUCUAUUUAUCUAUCUAUCUAUCUGUCUAUCUAUCUAUCUAUCUAUAAUAUUGUAGUGGUGCAAUAGCUGUGAAUGGUGUUGUAAUAAUAAGUAUUUUCUUUAUGGUGUCCGUGUGUUAGUUUUAUUGCUUGAGUUUUAGCCAGCGUUGACAAUGGUCCUGUCUCUGUUUGCCUGUGAAGCCAUUAGCACCUCUCCCCCCGCUCCCUCUCUGUGCCGGGACAGGGUGAACCAGUUCUGGGCGUGUCCCUCAAACACAGAGCCUUCAUUCAGGGCUGUGGGCAUGUUUACAGAGCAGCCCUGCAAUAGACUGACUGCUGGAGCGCCUGCAUGAGCGUGUGUGGGAGUGUGUGUGUGUGGGAGUCUGUGACAGUGUGUGUGCGAGUGUCUGUGAGUGUGGAUGGCUCACCCACUGAUGAUAUAGCUUAUGAUUAAUGCUGCUGUGAAAAAAAACCCAUUCCUGAUCAAUUCAAAGGAUGCCCUCAUCGAGAGUGCCUGUGAAUAAGCCGCCAUCUGCUGAUUCCAAAGUCAUCUCAACCAAGGCCCAUACAGUGUUUCAGAUUCAGCCCGUCCUGCUAAUACAGGAUCCCCAGCACCCUCCUGCUGUGCCCUGCGAGGGUGGCCCCUCCGGGGGCCCUCGAGGGUCAUUGCUCCGCAGCGAAUGGGAGAUACUCGCUGUGCCUCAUCCCAGGCUGCAGCACACUGCAGUGAUAACAACAUGAAGAAAAGUAACCGAUGAACUGAAAACUCUCUUGUCUGCUGCCGGUGUGUUUUCAGAAUGAAAUAGGGCAGCUCGUUACACAACGCUCUUGUGCUUCUCAGCUCAGGCAUGAUCUUCCUGGCUCUCCACCAAGCCCGUCCCACUUUAAGCUCUAGGCAGCCUUUUCUAGGUCACAGCGACAGCAAAGCGCCCGCUCUCUUUUUGCUGUGUGUGCUGAUCUGCUGAGAGCUCACUGCCUAAACCCUCACAACGACAGCCUCAAUGCAGGGCUCGGACCCUCAACCCACAGCCAGCAUCAGGAGUUUACAGCUCUAUAUAUAGUAUACCGCGGUACACCCUGACAGCAAUGUGAUGCUUGUGAUCCAGCCAUCUGAAACGUGCUUGUGUCGGAUGACUUGUAUGAGAGAGCGUGUAUCACACGCAUUAGAGGAUUAACUGUGCUGUUGAGAUCUUGCAUAAAAACAACACUGCACUGGGUGCUGUACGAAACAAGAGGAUAUUCAGCCCACGCCCCAUUGUCACCAGAGCUCUGAGCUCAUUAGCGGAGUGUCCUGGAGAAGCCUGGUGACCAGGCCUGCUCCGCGCACCACAGCCAGGGUGGAGACCUGCAGGUUCUACUCUGUCCUGCAGGGUGCAGUGCAGCACUUGCUGCUCAGGGGGCGCUGCUGUGGAGACUGUCCUGCUCAGUAGUAAGAGUCGAAUCGGGCAUUCGAAACUGGGGAGUAUAGAGGACUGGAAAAUUACAACAACAACAAAAAAGGCUACAGUCCUGCCGAGAGUUCAGAUAGACCCCCUACCCCUGGGCACUGACCCACUAGCUAAUGUUUUUUCCAGGAAUCUGCGUGCUAGUGGAUUGGACGGGAGCAUCCCUCUUGCUGAGAGCAGCUCCAAUUAGAAGGGGCUGAGCUGAGCUGAUCUGAGCUGAUCUGAGCUGAGCUGAGCUGAGCUGAGCUGAGCUGCUGUAACCUCCUAGCCCAGCAUUUCAGUGUUAUUGAUGCGCUUUCUUUAGCUGCGCCCCUUCGACCCCGCCAUAGUGCUUUAUCCGUGUAAGUGGCGUGUUGAAGAAGGCUCUGUUCUCACUGUGCUGAGACCCCAGUCACUCUGCCUGGUUAAAAAUGCAUGGCAGCCUCCUUAUCAAUAUUGAAUACAUGCAAGCCUCUUAUCUGGAACUGGUGUGUCUUUAGAAAUACUCACAAAAACUGAGCAAAUCCACGGACCAAUGUUUCCACUAGAAGUCUUUCUCAGUGUCUUCAGUGUAAAUUCAAUGACUAACGUUUCCACUAGAAGUCUUUCUCAGCAUCUUCAAUGUAAAUCCACUGACUAAUGUUUCCACUGGUGGUCUUUACAGUGUCUUCAAUGUAAUUUCAGUGACAAACAUUUUUCUUCGUGCUUCCAAGGCCUCCUCAGUCACUGGUUCACAGUUUCAAUUUGCACCUGCUGACAGCCAGACCCCUCCACCCUUUGUGUGAGAGUAAGCAACCUUCAAUAGUGAGACCGCCCCUGUAUUCAGCGCAUCAUCAACACAUCCAAACACAUCAAGUCUCUGAACACCUGAAAGGAACAUGAUGCCACUCUCCAUUAAAACAACCAUUAGACAAGAAAGCAGCGAUUUACAACAGCUAGCACUGAAGCAAACUCCCAUGUGUUGCAAGUGUUUUAACGAGUUUAUUUGAGUGAAUUUCAAAGCCCUAUUGAGUGUAUCAUGGUGCACCCUUGCUGGAGAUUUCUACCAACCUGUUUACUCUUUUCCAUCAUACCCCCCCCCCCCCCC
Messenger RNA from Polyodon spathula (Mississippi paddlefish), 7958 nucleotides. Its product is annotated as protein capicua homolog. Bases 355 to 2376 code for a protein of 673 amino acids. Lineage: Eukaryota; Metazoa; Chordata; Actinopteri; Acipenseriformes; Polyodontidae. The record is from RefSeq and is a predicted model, not a curated record. The transcript has 6 exons.